AUGGUUGAUGCUGCCAACUAUGGAUGGCACGAUUCUAAUGAUUUGCCAAGCAAGCAAAUAGUAGAAAGCAAGAUACUUCCUUGGGACUCCAUCUCAAAGAAAUUCACAGCUACUGAAGAAGUAUGGCAAGAUUACUUUAAGUCCCACCCAAGUCAAGUGCAUCUUCAAAGAGAAACAUUUGCAGACUAUGAGGAUUUGGUAAUUGCAAUUGGCAAUGGAACGACUACUGGGAAAAACUCAAUUGGACUUGGUGAUGAUACCGAUGCUAGAACGUACCAAGUUGGAGAAAGUAGACCUACCAGAUUGCAGGAUACCAAUGAGGCAUUUGUACCAAGUCAAAAUGAAACGCCAUACCAAACUUUGUCAUCUGGUAAUUUUACUUCAUCACCUUUUCUAGACACAAAUUUGGAGGCUCCAUUAGAAAAGCUCUCUCCAAGAAAGAAACUAAAACCGAGUCUGAAGCAAAUACUAAGUUCAGUUGAGACCAUAACUCGAGAUGAGCUGGUUGUACAUCUCAUAGGUCCGUCCCUGGAUGCUAUCAAGGAGACUCCAAACUUGGAUAAUCGUGCUCGUUACAAAGCGCUUGGGCUGGUUCAUAAGUUGGGAAUAAAAAAUGUGUUCCUGAGAAUGUUACUUGAGGAGCACUUAGAAUGGAUACUAUACAAUAUGGAAUGA
Messenger RNA from Prunus dulcis (almond), 675 nucleotides. RefSeq lists its product as uncharacterized. The record is from RefSeq and is a predicted model, not a curated record. Lineage: Eukaryota; Viridiplantae; Streptophyta; Magnoliopsida; Rosales; Rosaceae. The transcript is spliced from 4 exons. Bases 1 to 675 code for a protein of 224 amino acids.